This is a messenger RNA of Scomber japonicus (chub mackerel), 2011 nucleotides long. RefSeq names its product magnesium transporter MRS2 (gene mrs2). The transcript is spliced from 12 exons. NCBI's taxonomy places the organism in Eukaryota, Metazoa, Chordata, Actinopteri, Scombriformes, Scombridae. The coding region runs from base 156 to 1583 and encodes 475 amino acids. Gene Ontology annotation, biological process: mitochondrial magnesium ion transmembrane transport. Gene Ontology annotation, cellular component: mitochondrial inner membrane. Gene Ontology annotation, molecular function: magnesium ion transmembrane transporter activity. The record is from RefSeq and is a predicted model, not a curated record.
ACAUCUGGAGGGUAUUGAAACACCCUGAAUGAGGUGACGAGUAUUCUAGACACUUACCGUUUUUUAAAAACCAUACCUUUAUCUCCUUUUUUCCAUUUCAAAUGGAGGCUGAAUCUUUCCUUCCUGUCCUGUGCUGAGUGAUAGCCUGGGUGAAGAUGAAGCUACACAGGGUGGUGCUGGCUGGCUGCAUGAACUGCACAAGGACAUAUCUGCCAUUUAGUGGAAACUUGCAUCCAAAGCGCCUUUUAAGCUCUGUUGGUCCUUUCUCCUCAAGUGUUGAUGGGUAUCGGGCCCUGAUCCUUUGCAGUGCUCGACCAGUGCUCUACCCUCUGAAGUACACUGUGCCACUUGGACACAGAAAGCUGGGACUGAACAGCAGGAGCUACAGCCACGUUGUUUCAAACUCACUAAACUACUCUCAAACACUGCCCGAGUCCAGAUGUCAGAUCAGAAGAUCUCAGUCUGCUCCUGUGAGAACAAAGAAUCUGCUGCAAGGGGGCGCAGCGCUGCCUGUGUCCUCAAUCCGCCACAGAAUGACAGAAGCUCCUCUCUCCGGUGUGGUACCUAUGUUUGUCGUGAUGAAAUUUGACCCAGAGGGAAAUGUGACAACAUUUGAGAAGAAGAAAACAGAGCUUUGCCAGGAGUUAAGUCUUCAGGCCAGAGACCUUCGCUUUCAGCACAGUACCACCCUCACUGCUCGAAACAACUGCAUCAUUAUACGAAUGGAGUCUUUGAAAGCCAUCGUGACCCCGCAGUGUCUUUUGGUGCUGGAUUUUCGUGGUCUGGGAUUAGAACGUUGGUUGGUGCUGGAGCUUCCCCCACAGCUAACAUCGCAGACACACUCCCUGCCCUUUGAGUUCAGAGCACUGGAGGCCAUACUGCAGUACAAGGUUAACACUCUUCAAGCCAAGCUGAAUGAAGUUGAACCAAUAAUAUUGGACAUAUUGGAAUCCCUGGUGGAUCCUAAAAUCCUUUCUGCCGAUAGAAGUAAACUGCAUAUACUGCUGCAGAACAGUAAGAGUUUAUCAGAGUUGGAGACAGACAUCAAAGUUUUUAAGGACUCCUUGCUGAAGAUUUUGGAUGAGGAUGAGAUCAUUGAAGAACUCUGUCUUACCAAAUGGACAGAUCCAAGAGUUUUUGAGGAGAGCAGUUUGGGUAUUGACCACGCUGAAGAGAUGGAACUGUUAUUGGAGAAUUGCUAUAUGCAGGCUGAGGAGUUGGGGAACAAGGCCAGAGAGCUUAAAGACCUGAUAGACGACUCUGAGAGUGUCAUCUUUAUCAAUCUGGACAGCCAUCGUAAUGUGAUGAUGCGUCUGAGUCUGCAGCUGACGAUGGGAACCUUCUCCCUCUCCCUGUUUGGUCUGAUAGGAGUGGCCUUUGGAAUGAAUUUGGAGUCAUCCUUUGAAGAGGACACUCGUGUUUUCUGGCUGGUAACAGGCCUCAUGUUCUUGGGCAGCGGGCUGAUAUGGAGACGACUGCUGUCAUUUCUUGGGCGACAUCUAGAGCCUUCAGUGCCCCCACCAAUCCCUCCAGUCUGGAAGAGAAAUCUGAAAGCAUCAGACGCCAAGGCUGGAAUCAGAUGAUGUUGUACCUCUGCUCUGCAAAAUGCCACAGACCUCCUACAGACCUCCAACAGACGCAGCUUUAAAGAUGAUUGUUUUAUCAUCCCAGACCUCCGAAGGUUGCAUACAAAUGUCUGAAGACCACUGUGCAAUAUGUUUUUCUGUGUCCUGUCCUGUUACAGUUUAUGUUGGGAUCAUAUGUUAGAUGUUUGAUUGGAUGUCCUUGUGUAUAUAGUGAGGAUUAAACAUGUGGGCACAGAGUAUUGCUCUGUCUUCACUGGUUUUAGAGAAGUGGGUUCAUGCAAGUCGCAGCAGUGGACCUGAAACAGAUGACAACCAAACUAAUGUAAUAACCACCUUACAUGCAGUUGUGCAUUCCCUCAUUUCAUUGGUGAAAAAAGUGUUGUAAAGCAUAAAAUAAUUAUUUAAAUAAAUGUUAACUUUAUUAA